This is a messenger RNA of Branchiostoma floridae (Florida lancelet), 1175 nucleotides long. Its product is annotated as potassium channel subfamily K member 4-like. The record is from RefSeq and is a predicted model, not a curated record. Gene Ontology annotation, biological process: potassium ion transmembrane transport; stabilization of membrane potential. The transcript is spliced from 6 exons. NCBI's taxonomy places the organism in Eukaryota, Metazoa, Chordata, Leptocardii, Amphioxiformes, Branchiostomatidae. The coding region runs from base 129 to 1142 and encodes 337 amino acids. Gene Ontology annotation, cellular component: membrane. Gene Ontology annotation, molecular function: potassium ion leak channel activity.
UUGACACUCCUAGUCUACAGCCUGGGUCACACAGCAUUGACCUCUGUCAUCUCUGAUAAAACAUGCUUUAAUAGGAGUGGUUGGUGGUGUCACAUUUGCCUUCUGGGUGCGCGUGAGUAAGGAUAAACAUGGCGGCACGAAGAACUAGUUGGGCAACCCUGCUCGGACUGUUUGUGGUGUUCUGUAACUGGCUUUUUAUUGGGGCGAAAAUAUUUCAAGUAUUGGAGGAGCACGAGGAAGAGGACAUAAGAAAGCCUGACAAUGACCUAGUGGAAAAGCUAGUGAAGAGUAUGGUGGGCAGGUCAUUUGAGAGUGAAAAGGAAGUGUUUGAGUUCAUCGAAGAAAUAGAUGCAGCAAGAAAUGUCACUGUGAAAACUGGCAUUGACAACUGCAGUUCCAGCCUGGAUUACAUGGAGGCGCUAUUCCUCUGUCUCACCAUUGUGACCACCAUAGGAUAUGGACAUGUUCAGAUCACAACUGAUGCAGGGAAAAUUUUCUGCUGUUUCUAUGCCUUCUUCGGGAUCCCGAUCACCCUGACUAUGCUGGCUGCCAUUGGUGGAAAGUUGGCCGAUGGGAACAGAUUUCUGGAAGACCAAGUCAAGAAGCGGCUCGCAUUCCUCAAGAAACAUCCCGACACCAUUCGUUUUGUCAACAUCUUCAUCGUCACAACCGUAAACCUUGGAGUGUUCUUCUUCCUGCCUGCUUACGUCUUCUCUCGUCUGGAGACAGAGUGGUCGUACCUGGAUGCGCUGUACUACAUGUUCAUCACGCUGAGUACUGUGGGGUUUGGGGACUAUGUAGCAACACAGGAGACUCGCCCAACUUACACACAAAAUAUUGCAUACAAGAUUGGGCUGUUCUGCUGGAUCAUGACUGGCCUUUGUUUCCUGGCCUCGGUCUUCGACCUCCUUGUGGAAGAGAUGAAAGGAAUAGAAGACAGAAUAAAGGAGGAAAUAACAAAACCCUCAGGAGAAUCUGACCUUGACAAUGAAAAAGGAAAGGACAUUCAAGGUCAAGACACGAAAGAUGAACAACAUGGAGAGGGGAUGUCCUUAAGAGCCAGAACAUCUAAGAAAACAGUUUCUCAUGAAGAAAUGGAAGAGACUGAAACAUGUCUGCCUGAUAAAGAGAAACAUGCAUAACCCUCUCAGCACUACUGUAGCUAAAAUCUUUAG